AUGAGAAUGGUUAUGUUGUGCCAAGACCGGGACAGGACUCAAAAUAGUGUACAUGAUACAAAUUGGAGAGACAAUAUGUAUCACCACGGGAAAGAACUCUGCUUUCUCUUGGCUGUCACUUUGACGUGUUAUGCAGCCCUCCAUAGCCCACCACCCAAAGUAUCGAGCGUUCCUACUCCAGUGCGUUUUCUAAGGCCAAGUACAGUUGUAGAUGACUACUACACAGGAGAACUGAAAACUGCGCUUGAAAAAAUGUCCUUGUCGGAGAUGUCCUUUGUGAUGUAUUAUGCACCAUGGGAUGCAGAAUCUCAAAGAGUAAGGUGGCAUUUUGAAGCUGCUGCCCGCUACUAUCAUAAAGAGAUAUAUUUUGCUGCUAUAAAUUGUUGGCAGCCAGGUAGUGAGUGCCGCCAAACUAACAAAAUUUACACAUUUCCCUUGUUAAUUCUUCAACCCCACAAGUCGCCCGCUCAACAAUACCGUGGGGUUCGUGAGGUAUCACACAUUAUUCGAUACCUGAAAACUGCCCUGCGGCCUCUGAGCGUACUCCAUAAUGAAACUGAUUUAGCCUAUAAAUUGACUGAACAUGACGCUGUUGUAUUAUGCAAUCUAAAUUUUAUGGAAUACAGAGAUGAGGCUGAGAUAGCCUACAAUGUGUUUUAUGAAGCAGCUCGAAAGUUUUCUGAUGUUGACCAGUUGAAUGAUAUUGCAUUCACUGUUGCAUUAAAUCCGGAUAGCAAUGAAUUUGGAGACAUUUCAGAUGUUGCUGUUAUUCAUUUGUUUCUGUGGAAUGAAACUGUUGCUUAUAAAACACCAGUGGACUCAUGGACUGUAGAGUCAAUCACACAGUGGAUAGAAAACAAUCUCCAACAAGCUACUGCCUGGGUUCAGCCUCCUGGAGUAAAAUCAUUAACUUUAUCCUCGUACCUUAAAAGUGGACCUGUUCUUGUAAUGUUCACUCCACGUAAUCCCUUGCUUCGUCAUGUAUACUACUAUAACUUGCUUCGGGAAGUUGCAUUUUCUUUUUUUAACUGUGAUGGUACUGCCUGGAUUAAUGAGUUAACAGAAGCAGUUCAGGUUGUUCGACCAGGGGUUCAGUACCAGUAUCGUAAUCUGUUACAGUCUUGUGCAUCGUGGGCUAGAGGGAUCAAUGAACGAGCAGGUGUUACCCAAGUCUUUUCCAUGAAUAAGCCCGGAGACUCUUUAAUUAGUUUUAACAAUAUAAGUUCUUCUUGUCAGAGUAAAAAAGAAACAGAAAAGCCCUUAUUACCUCCAAGGAGCGGAUUUGAUUAUGGAUACUGUGGUCUUUUAGAUUAUGGAGCAGAUAUUCCAUUGGAAGAAAAAUCAGAAGAAGAUGAACCUAUAUUCCGGAGAUUUUUUAACUUCUUUGGUCUUAUGAAGAAGAAACAGCCUGUUUAUCAGCGGCAUGACUUCCAACGUUUACAAAAGACUAAUAGUGCUAUGUUUAAUGGACUUACAUCAAUGUUAACUGGAUCUGGAGAUUCUUUGUGGGCUGAGGAACUUAAAGAAUGGGCGCAGCUGGAACGCUGUCGGCAGCUGCGGCAUGCAAGACUCCUUGACAAACCCUUUUUCCCUGUUGAAAAGGAACUGGAGCAGGGCAAUCCAGGAGUAAAAGGGCUUCGCUGUUCAGCCAAUAAGACUUUAUCAUUUCUUGCCUUUGAUUCACUACAAUUGCACCAUUUUGCUGAGCGAUUGGGAGUUGAUGUGCUCCAUCGUAAAGACAAAAGUGUUGUUCUAAUUGUUGACCCUCAGUCAGAGGCACAGUUUCUCCUCCAAGGAGAAAUUAACAAGGUCUCCUUGACAAAUUUCAUACGAGACUAUGUUUCAAAUAAUUUGCCCAGAUGGCACCGUACAACGGCCGCCAAGCCUCGAUCUCAUGGAUUUUCAUUGGGACCCACACAGACCAUUCACUUGUCUCGGUAUAAUUCCCGAGAUCCUGGUGACUGCAAUAGUAACAUGGUCUGUGUUGAGGAGUUGAAUUUUUCCAACUUUAGGUCAAAAGUAUUAGAGAACAGGAAGAAUGUCAUUCUUAUGUACUAUACCCCAUAUUGUGCAUUUUGCAAUGCAGUUUCUCAUGUUUUCCUAACUGUUGCCCAUACCCUGAAAUCAGUGAACACUAUUGAUUUUGCUAGAAUUGAUGGUGAUAAUAAUGAUUUACCUUGGGAGUUCACUGUCCACCGGUUCCCAAGCAUCAUUUUCUUUCCCUCAGUUUUGAAAUCUGAAAGUCACAUUUUCCCCCCUUCUACUGAAGUGACUGUUCCAAAUCUAGUUCAAUUUGUGCUUUCGAAUUUGACUCCUGAAGAAAGAGUUUGGACUCUUCUGGUAGUGUGUGAGAAAGGAGCAAAACGUCAACCCCUCUCUUUUCAGGAUCAGCUCAGCGUAGAAAAGUGUAUGACCCAGGUGAAAAUAGAAGUACUUCAGUCAACAAGUCAACUGCUGAAUAAAUAUAGAUCUAUUGUCGCUAAGCUUGGAGAUCAUUCACAGCAGAAAGCUCAUCAUACUUUGCAAAAGUCAUUGCUGAGGCAGCUGUCGGCUCGUCUGCGAUUCUUCCGACAGGCGACAUCUACUCUUAUGUCUGUCUCAUUGUCAUCACAGGAGCACAGUAAGGUAUCUAUUGUGACUGAAACAUUGAAGCAUAUUCGUGACGCAUUCUUCAAGUUGCAAGAAAGCCAAUCUCAGCUUUCGUCUUCAAAAUCAAUUGCUACAGAAGAAAUGUUUAAAUUAAAUGUUGACUUGAAUGAUGUCAAAGACAAGCUUCGUAGUUUGAAUGAAACCAUAGAGAAACAUAAUAGAACAGAAGGUCAUGUUAAACAUUCCCAAGCAAAAGAUGAACUAUAGGUUGCUGUCAAUGUGAUUGUGAUAUACCAUUUAUAUAAUAGUUUACUUAAAUACUUAUUAGACCAAGUUAGCUGAUAAGUGGUUGUUUUUCUUUCAUGGUAUGAGGUGCCUGUGUACUGGUAUUUCAGCUAAAUGCUAUAUUUGGCGUCACUGACUAGCCACCUCUUAUCUUCUGUUCAUUUCAUGUAUUAGUUACUUUAUGUGUGAUACCAUGUUUUAUAAACCGUGAGUACCUGAUCCUCUCAGGGUUUCCAACAACUCAGAAAUUUUUUGUUUUGUAUUAUUUGAUCAAGAUAUUUUGCUAAAUUCAAAAUACGACCGAGUUGUGAUUGUAAAUAUGUAAUUUAUUAGAAAUCAUGGUUUUGAAUUGUUUUAGCAUCAGUCAUGUCACUUAACCUAAUUCAGUUUCAUGACUAAUGCUUUUUGUACCGUGUACAUAUCCACGAACAUUCUAUUGUUGUGUUUUGAUUUUGAGAUAAGACUUUGUGAGAUAUACUCAUUAACUUUCACACCUUCAACUGUUUUGUUGUUGUGGUGGGUUAAACAGUGUCUUCUUUAUUUGUGUCAAAUAAUUUUCCUGGCAAGUAUAGGACAUAGUAUAUUGGUAGUAGUUCUUUUUGUUUGUUAAUCUUGUCUAGUACCUGUUCUUAAUUUAUGAUGCACUUUGAAAAGAAAGGUUUUAACACUCAACAGGGUUUAAUUUUGUUGUAAUCAUGUAGUCAAGGAGAAGAGGUUGGGCAAAAUGUGAUUGUAUUAUUGUAUUAUUUAUUAGUUCUUCUGUUUUACAAAAUUACAACUAAGCAUCCUGCUUUUUUUUUGGACAACAGAUCACUUAUUCUUAAAGUUCAACAUAAAAGUGCUUACAAGAAACAAGUUAGAUGCUAUUACAUAAAUUCCUCAAUCUUGUAGAACUCCUCCUCUAUCAACCAGGCUCUAAAUUCUUUCUUGAAUUUUGAGUCCCUUUCCUUGUUCCUUAUUUGCUCUGGGAUCCUGUCAAAUACUUUAAUAGCAUUACCAAUUAUGGAGUUCUUAUUAGUAUUACUUAGGAAGCUCUUUACUCAGGUAUCGUUGCUGUGUUGAAACUGUAGACUUCUAAUUUUAUUAUUGAAGGGUAAGCAUUCACUCGUAUAAUUACCUCUACAGUCUUUCUCGACGUCCAUAGACAACCUUACCGCCUACUUGUUCUUUCUGUAGAUUUUCUGACACCAUUCUUUAAGCAAAUAUGGAUUUUUCCAUUUCUCAAUGUUGUUACAAAACAUAUGAGAGAAAAUGAGCAAGUAUGCCAUUGGAACCUUAUUUCUACCAAGGGACUGAACAAUUUGUGACAUAAAAAACAGAGCAGUGUUGACUUUUAGUAAUAGGACUUAUGUAAGUGUAAACUCAUAUAGAGAGAGUUCAUUGAAAUUUCUUGUUUAUUUGUAUCCCGCUUUUACUUUUGUUAUGUUUUCAAGCCUUUUCUUUUUUUUCUUUUCUUUUUUUUUAUAAUUGCUUUCUGAGGCCUGUUUUAAAGAUAUUGAAAUUUGUUGUUGAAAUUGUGGCUUGUUUCAUAUUUCUAUGUGCCUUGGCAGUUACUGGGAGCUUUCAGUCAUAAAAUGUGGUCAGAAAAAUUAUUAUCUGUGGUUGUACUGUGAAGAUUCAAUUUUCAAUUUUUGCUAUAUGUUGUAUACUCUGUGUAUACUGGUUAGAAAUAUUUAUUUCACAUGCCAAUUUCUGUGAUAUGAAUCCAAUGAAGUCAUAAUUUAAGUUUGUCUGAAGUUUCAGAUAGGAUUAAAGGUAAAUUUAUGUCAUCA
Molecule: messenger RNA, 4646 nt
Organism: Thrips palmi
Lineage: Eukaryota; Metazoa; Arthropoda; Insecta; Thysanoptera; Thripidae
Product: thioredoxin domain-containing protein 11
Exons: 14
Coding region: 1-2856 (951 amino acids)
Source: RefSeq, a predicted model, not a curated record